UUCCAAACAAUGGCACAUGAGGAGAAUGCAUCUGAACCACGGCCUAUUGAGCCCAGUGAUGACGAAGACGAACCAGAAAAUGACUUGUCGUGUGGGUCGUCAUCUUUUGGUGAUGAAGAUGAGAGAAACCUGACAGAAAAUUCCGAAACAGAUGAAAUCGAGGAGGUUGUUGCUGCUGUGGCUGGAAUAAAUCCAUAUCAGUUCGAGCCAUACGCUUCCGACUCUGAGACCAGUGAAAACGAGGAAGGAGAAAAUCAUCAAGAAAAUAGACUUGAAGACAAUUCUUGGUGUUCUUGUGGAAAUUGUGAGGUGAUGCCGACAGCCAGAGAAUGCAUUUGUUGCAAUGAAGUGCAGAGGGUGUUAGAUGUCAAAAAUGAAGAAGACAUUUCCUGCAUAACACAACAUCCAGGAUUUUCACCAGUCUGUCUUGAUGUUCAUGUUUUGGGUGUUGCAUACUUCCAGUACAGACAGGAAUAUGGCGAAAGACCAGAACAGGCUAAUGAACGCAGCAGAUAUACUGCAUACAGGCAGUUUGUAAGAUGGUGCUGGCAAUUUCUUGGGAAAGAGGACAUUCCAGGGCCAGAAUUACACUGGUUUCCAUCAGGCUGA
Molecule: messenger RNA, 609 nt
Organism: Mytilus trossulus (common blue mussel)
Lineage: Eukaryota; Metazoa; Mollusca; Bivalvia; Mytilida; Mytilidae
Exons: 3
Coding region: 10-609 (199 amino acids)
Source: RefSeq, a predicted model, not a curated record